ACGAAGUGUCUCUCAGUGACACUGUUGGUGCCGGGGGAGUACUCACCUAGUUGUGCUUGCGGGGGUUGAGCUCUGGCUCUUUGGUCCCGCCUCUCAACUGUCUGAGACACUGUUUGUUGGUGUCAGAUGUCAGCAAAGUGCUAAACAUGCAGAAGCAAAGCUGUUGUGGGUCCCCAGGAGUGGACUAUUGCUUUUCCUCUCCACUUGGUUGUAUUAAUGUUACAUCUUGCUCUAGUGGCCUUCAUGCAAUGAAACUUGAUGAGAACAUAACUGAUGAAAAUUUUUCCCCUAAUAAAAGAACAAAGGUGCAGUUGCUGAGAGGUGACUUGGAAAAUGAACCAGAAAUUAUACAGCAAUGUCUUAAGUGGCUUCAGAUGUAUUUCACGAGCCCAAAACUUCUAAUCAAUGUGUCAAGGCCAGACAUAUGUUGUUUCAAGCAGUUAAGCCCUGGAUUCCAUACUCGAGUUUGGCAAACUCUUGCAGAUACUGUUGGUCCAGGAGAAGUAAUCACUUAUGGGGCUCUUGCAACGAUGUUGAAGAAUCCAGGUGCUGUGAGGGCUGUUGGCUCAGCUAUGCGCAACAACCCAAAUGCCAUAAUUGUUCCCUGCCACAGAGUUGUCCGUUCCAAUAGCAUGGGCUUAUACCAUGGAGGGAAACUACAAAAAGUCAAGUUGUGGCUAUUAAAUCACGAAGGUGUCAACAAAUUCACUUAGGGUAGUGAUUACAUUAUGCAACUUCAUCAUAUUUGUUACAUACUUCUCUUAUGAUUGAUAUGGUGGCAUACUGAAUGUAUCAUGGAGAACAAUAGCAAAUACAGUUUGCAUAUUACUGCUUCAAGGAAUUGUUAGCAAGAUAAAACUUUGAUGACAUAUUAUAGUGAAUAAUAUGCAUGUCACCCAGUCUAAUUAACCCGCCAGCUAUGUAGAGAACAUUCUUUCUAAUUCAUAGUAAUUAAAAAAAUGCUACAGUACUGUAGCAAUUUUAAAAUUGCUACAGUACUGUAGCAAUUUUAAAAUUAAAAUAUUUUUUUCUGCUAUAUGAUUUACUGUAUAUACAAAAAUCUGUACACACAAAAUCAUUUCAGUGAGAUAAUUUGGAGAGAACUAAUUAUAUUUUAUAUAUCUUUGUCUAAGUUUGUCAGUACUGUACUGUGUAAAGGUUAUUGCUAUAAGUUAAAUUCUUCAAGGUUUCUAGGUUACCAUCGUUUAAUUAUCAGUUGAAAAUUUAGUAUUUUGUUGUUAAGAAAGGUUAAUGAUUAAUUUCAUUUAAAUAUUUAUCUCUUCUGUAAAGGCACACUACUCAAUAUUGUGAAAUACAAGUACAGUAGUGACUUGUUAUUGUUAGCAUUGAGGAGUUAUUGGGAAUUCAAACUGUAAUUGCU
Procambarus clarkii (red swamp crayfish) is the source of this 1381-nucleotide messenger RNA. It is a transcript of the gene agt, whose product is annotated as O-6-alkylguanine-DNA alkyltransferase. The record is from RefSeq and is a predicted model, not a curated record. Gene Ontology annotation, biological process: DNA repair. Gene Ontology annotation, molecular function: methylated-DNA-[protein]-cysteine S-methyltransferase activity. Lineage: Eukaryota; Metazoa; Arthropoda; Malacostraca; Decapoda; Cambaridae. Gene Ontology annotation, cellular component: nucleus.